GCAAUGGCAACCCUACUGUUGUCAAAAAUAUUGAUUGAAGAUUUGAUUUUCCGAACGACAUUUGGUUUUUCUAAUAUUUUUUGUUAAUUAAGCAGAGAACAGUUUUAAAUGUUCCCUAAUUUCUCCUCAUAUGUAUGUUGUUUAGUAAGUGCGCGAGUGGUGCAUCAGUUUGGUCGAGAUGGUGAUUCAAAAGGUUUGGAACAACGUUGAAGCGUCACAACAAAAUUCUUCUGAAAACACUACAUCCAGUAACUCAUGGAACUUUCAAGCACCAACAAAAACUAUAACUGUUCGCACUAACGACGCUUUAGUAGGUGCUAUGCAGAAACAACCUAUAACCAGACAAAUCGCCAUCAACACGCUGGCUGCUAUGCACCGAAGAUUUAGCCUUCCAGGUCCAGUACAACCUCACUCUCGGCCAAUAGCUGAAUUUCGAGCAAGUGCCAAUAAAUCCUUAGACAUGUUAAGACAAACCAUACAAUCUGCUGUAACUAGAGAAAUCGAUCAAGUUAUCAAAAAAUAUUUAGAGGUAAGGGCAGUGUGUCGUGCAAUGUUAGAUGCUACUCGUCUCCUGUACACAACCCCACCUAAGCCAACUCCUUCACCACUAGAGACCAGUGAUUCUGAAUCAAACAAUAGCAUUGAUUCUAAAUUCGCAAAGCAAUUGCAGAGUCCAUCACAAAAACGUAAAGAGUCUGAUUUGGAAACUGACUUGGGCUUGAAACGCAAGAAAAUAAAGCAAGAAGAGAAUUCUGACAGUGCAUCUUCAUCUCCUCUGCCAUCACCAGCUAUUAGGGACCCAGAAAAAUGGAACCCAACCAGACUGACUCAAGACACACUAUUUAUUAUGGGAUCUCAUGCACACAAGGUUUUAGGGUUGGGUAAUUCAAGGGGUCGUUUGUACACAAGGCAUGCUGGUUUACUUCGCUACCCAGCAGAUAGUGUUGAUAAAGAGUGGAUUGCCAGUCAUAAUUUAGUAAAUGCAGUUGGAGGAAAAACUUAUAUAAUGGUAUUGGAAGAUAUUGAAGAACUUGCACACAGUGAAGCCUAUCGACACAACUCAUUGCCAAUGCUUGGUGAAUUGACAGGAUUCAAAGUUCCACCAUUUAUGUUAAGGAAAAUCAAAACUUACGUAAUGAAGCGAGCACUAAGUUGCGAUAACGCCGAUAGUCCUCAACCGUCCACAAGUAAUGCCCAUGAAGAAAUUAAGCUAGAGGAUAUCAAAAUGGAACCACAUCAAAAUUAUGAUAGUAAUUUUAAUGCUAGUCAAUACAUUACUAGCUCUGACGACACGCAAGAUUUCCCUGAAGUGCCGAAUCUUAAAGAUGAUGGUGACUUUGCUGAUAUCAAAGUAGAGGACAUUGAAAACAUCAAGGUGGAUGGUUUAAAAGUGGGAGAUUUAGAUGAAAUGAAAGUCGACGGGAUUAAAGUUGAAGAUUUGGAUGUGAACAGUAUCAAAGUAGAGAAUAUAGAUGAUAUAAAUGUUGAUGGUAUUAAAGUUGAAGAUAUCAAACUAGAAAAUGAGGAUGCAUUUUCUCUCUGCAAGGAAACAGAUGAUGAUCAAAAUCAUUUGGUGGAUGGCCUCUUAGAAGCUGAUAUAGAAUUCUUGAGCCGUAAUUUGGGUAACAUCGAAAGUGAUGCUGAUGCAAGAAAAACAAUUGAGAAAUUAACUGGAGCCAAUCCUGAUACUAUCACUUUGGUGGGAGAUGAGUUUGAUUUGGGAUCAACCUUAAAUACUACUAAUUUUUCCAACAACCAAACGACAAAGUGUAUAACCGUAGCUUCCACAACAAGCGGUAUGAUACACAGCGUUCCCGUAGCUCAUAUCGCUGCACCGCCCCGUAUCACCGGCAGUACUGUGCAUUACUACACCAGUACUUCUGUGCCCAAUACUCAGAGAACGAUUCACCAUUUGCCUCAAGCAACAGUCACUAUACAGAGCAUACCUGGUUCCACAUCCCAGAUGAUUCGUGGCAACACUGAUAGCUACAACACUAGUACUUUGGUGCCUAAUACUCGGGGAGCGAUUCCCCAUUUGUCUCAAGUUACUGUAACUAUACAGAGUAUACCUGGUUCUACUUUGCAGAUGAUUCGAGGGAUACCCAUAAACACCAAGACGGGCACAUUCAGCACUGUGAUGUCCCAAGGCACGGCAAGCACCAUAAUCGGCUUCGGCACUCGCACGAACAACGCAACCAUCAUCGGAACACCAACCCAGUACGUUAACGUAUCUUCCAAAUCUUUUCCCACCGGCAAUAUCCUCCACAACGCUAUCGUUUCUCGCAAUAUCAUCAACCGCAACUUUAACGCUGUCACUUCAGGCGUGUCUUUUAACGUGACAGCCGUAAGACCAGUGGUCCACACCACCGCGCCUAAACCGACCACCGUCGUAACGGCGAGUUCCGACUUCGACAACAUAUCGACGACAAAAGACAUGAUAGACAACGCCUGCAAUUCUUCUGUCAUGCUUAAAAAAGUGCUCACAUUAGGCAGCGCAGGCGCAACGAAGUCUUUCAUGAUGCACAACACUCAGAAAGUUCUGUCCACGGGUUUUGCUAACGGCUCAACACCUCCGCCGAACGUGACUAUAGUUAGUUCCGGUACUAGUGGCGGUUUGUUAAACAACCCUAACAUUGGACUCUCGACUUCUACCAUAGGGAGUCCGACUUCGGGAACGCUGAGUGCUACUCAUGCGACUUUGUCUGCCCUACUCUCUUCAGGGGAAGGAAACCCACCGCCGAACAAAAACUAAAUAUUUACCAUUCCCGUUUUGCCCAUAGUGUUCUGCCCUUUAAUCUUGAUCUCAUACGUUAACAAAAGCUUCGCAAACGUAGACACUUUUUGUUACCGACACGGCACACCAUCACGGAAAGCCGUAGUUGCUGUGUCCGGUAGAAGCUCAGCUCAGUGUAAUUGUCAAGGAAUUUGUUAAUGUUGCUUGUGUAUUCAACUGACGACUUUUAGUUUCGAGUGACUGACACCGAACACUUUUGAUCGUCAACGAGUAUGUGUAAGGUGGAAGCAACUGGACACGAAAAAUGUUAACUAACGUCUGCGCAGUGAGUGGCUGAUUUCAUACUGGUUCUAUAGAAAUCAAAUAUUCAUUUGUAGCUUGUAUAUACAAGACAGACAAAAGUGUACACGUUUGCGCAGCGUCGUAGACAUGUAAUAUGUGAUUAAAAUGUAUUUCAUGCUCAUAUGAAGUGGAUGAGAUAAUUAGCUGGAAAAAAUGUAAACGAACGACGAUCAAAAUUACAAAUUGUUUGCUAAGUUUAGAUACUAACUUUAAUAGUUUAAUCCUUUUCUAUGAUUUUUUACACACUGUUAAAAUAGUUUAAAUAUAAAGCCGGGUCCCCAGCAAAAGUUUAUUGAAAAUAUUCAACAAAAACACACAAAAUUUUGUUUCAGAAACACGUUUCUCUACACACGCCGUCUACUGCUCACACACUGGCCGUCGUUCACAAAAUACAUAGAGCUACGUUCCAAAUCUACGAUCAAGGUGCAAUAAAUGACAAAUUGACAAAAGUUUAAUAUGUAUUAUGUCAAAUUUAAACGUCAGUGUGGAAAGAUGUAGUCGAAUCGUAGAUUUGGAACGCAGCCCCCGUUAUUGAAUUGUCAAAAAAAUGGUCGAUAAAUCAAUACCCUCUCCCUCCCGUGCGGGGGUGAUUUGUGUACGUGUUUUCCAUCGGGCUCGGAAAGCAAAAACUUUGUUGAUGCAAACAAAUAUGAGUAGUGAAACAGAGUUUUGUGUAGAUGAUUUUGUUGAAUGUUGAUAUGUUUUUGUUCAGGGCAAAACACGUGCUGGAGACUCGGCUAAAUAUAAACACAAAAGACAAGAAAAGAUAAUAUCUAAAAUGACAAAACGAAACCCAGUUAUAAAAAUAAUGUAAAUUAUGAUUGAAUAGCUUAUUUAUAUAUAUUAGCUCAAAAAUAUCAGCAACAAAGAAAAUAGGAUCGAUAUCUUUGCAGGAAAAAGCAGUUUCUUAAAAUAAAAAAUACUAUGUAUAAUAAUGUAAAAGGUACAUUAUUAAAAUUUUAAAACUAUCAUACUCAAAUUAAAAAAAAAAAUCGAGUAAAAUAUUUAAAAAUUUAAUUUAAUUUGACCCAAAAACCUUCAAAAUAAGAACGUACUCCUUCCUUAAAGGCCGGCAUCGCAUUUGUGAUACUCCUGGUGUUGCAAGUGUCCAUGGGCGACGGUGAUCACUUACCAUCAGGUGAGCCGUCUGCUCGUAUGCCCCCUAUAACAUAAAAAAACACUUAAUUAUCUCAUUUACUUCUAAUAUUUACUACAUGCUAUUAUGUAACGUGAUUUUUAACUCCCUACUAUUUAAUCAUCAUAUUCGUCUGUUAUUAGGUCUGUGUAAUUUAGAGUAUUGUCUAUUUUAACCAUUGACAUACAAUUAACAAAUAAGACUCCCAAUCGCCUAACAAAAUUUAAUCAAUAAAUCAACUUAAUACAGAUAACACAUUUGUUCAAAUUAACACGUUAUGUAGUGUCAGUAAAGAGACAUCUAUGAACACCGGGGCCACUGUGCGAGAUGUUGCGUUAUAGCAUUUGAAAUGAAAAUAAGUUUAUUGGGAAAUAUAUCUAAAAUACGGCACUCAAUCCUAUUUAUAAAUAAAACAAAAACAAUAUCGUUUAUUCAGUCAAGGCUGUUACAAGCACUUGGGAAUGUCGAAAAGCUACGCUUCGGUUGGCAAAUCUACGGCGGGAGACCUUGUACUGAGAAGAAUCGGCAAGAAACUUAGUAAGGGAUUUCUCCCUGUAUUAUAUACAGAGUCGUCAAAUUGAAAAAGGACUUCAAUAUGAGAAAACUAAUGAAGUCACUUUCCAUUACAAAUGUAAAUGAUAUAAAAAUGACUAUAAAAUAAAAAAUAUAAAAAAUUGAUUUAACAAAUUUUAAGUUUAGGAAUGUUUAGGAAUGCCGUGUACUACUGUUUAAGUGUGAAUCUAGUGUCAUUUGCACAGUUUUAAAACUAAACUUUGUCAGUCUAUCGGAUCGGGGUAAUCAAAUAGUGUAGAAACACGACUAUAUAAAUGAAAUCUCUGCUCAAUAGACGUGUAUGCAGACUUUGCCUUCCGACAAUUUUUGAGUGUGAUUGGGAGUCUUAUUUAUUUAUUAUACGUUGAUGAUUUUAACUAUAACUAUUGUCUAUGGCUGUGUAUUUUAGGUUGUAAGACGUACAAAAUGCAGAUCUGCCAAAUUCUACAUUAUAAUGCUAGUUAAAAUAUUGCGACGAUAGAUUAUUAUUAUUGAUUAUUACGUUGAAAUAUAUUGUAUGCUUGUAUAAAUAUGUACCUAUUAAUCUGUUCAUCGGGAAAUAUACGAGACUUAACUGACUUUAUUGUAAGAUGAAUUAAUAUAUUUUCUUAUUUAUUUACACAAUUUCUGAAGUGACUUCUUGAUGCUAGCAUGUUAAUUUGAUCUAACUUUCUAAGUGAUGUUGAAAGUUAACAAAUAAGGAAAUGUUUUUCAUAUUCACUUAAAAUCAGCACAUAUUGAUAAAGACAGGCUGGUUUAUAUAAAUAUUGCAAUUGUGUCGCAAGUUGAUAAAAAUUUUCUCGCUCUUAACACAAGGUAAUAGAGUUACAUUUUAUUAUAAGCGCUAAUACGGUAUACUACAGUAUACCGUGAUAAAACACCCUGUUUUUAAUAAUAUUUUUUUGCAUUCAUAACUGCUGUUAAAUAGUUUGAUCAACAAACAGUUACAUUUUUAUUAAUGUGCUACAGUCAACUUUACCUCUAUUAUCAGACUUGUCUAUAUUUCAAAAUAAGAUUGAUUUCGCCAUAAUAAAGGCACGUUAGUUAUUAAGUGGUUACUUUAACAGUGACAUUUUUAUGAUUGAUAUAUUUUUUUAUUAAUAUUAAUUGUAAUAUGGUAUUCGUACACACGCUUGUAUAGACAGCUUUAUCGCGCUUGUAACGCACAUUUAAAAUACUUAUAAUACUAUAUCAAACAGUACCGCCUAGCCAGUAAUAAAAACGAAAAGUUUUAACAUUAGACUUGCAACGAAUAGUAUAUUCGGCAGUAUACCGAAUAUUCGGCGAGGCCCCUGACCGAAUAGCCGAAUAUUAGGCAAAAGUAUUCGGUUGGAUUUUAGCGCCAAAAACUUGUACAGACGUGAUUGUUUCGCGCUCCUUUGUUUUGUUCUAAUGUACUCAUCGCCCGCGCGUCCGCUGUUGUUCUGCGCGGUAUAUUGCUAACGCAAUGCAUGUUUCGGCAUGUGGUCAUUGGUACAUUAAACAGGUGUUUUAUGUACCAAUGACUACUUAAUAAAUGAUUAUAAAAGAAAUGAGAACCUUACCCUUCUAAAUUUUGAUUACCACAAUAAUUCAAAUACAUAGAAUCCUCCAUUUUUCCAAUUCAGAAGAUGAUUAUGUACCUGUGUUAUGUACCAAUGACUACUUCAAUGAUUAUAUAUAACAGAAAUAAAGAUAUGACUAUAUACGUAAUCAAUCCAUUUUAAUUUUUCUUUUUACCAAAUAUUUCUCUAUGACAAAAUAUAUUAUUUAAGUAUUCGGUAUUCGGCCGAAUAUUAAGUAGAUAUUCGGUAUUCGGCCGAAUAUAAUAAAAGCAGCCGAAUAGGCCGAAUACCGACAAGUAACCGAAAAUUCGUUGUAAGUCUACUUUUCAUGUGUAAAUGCGAUAUUAUAUCCUGUUGUGAUAUUUUCAACAAUGUCUAUUCUAUUUUAAAUUGUCAAAUUAGUUUAAUUAAAAAAAAAACUUUGUGUUUGGUGACCUCCGUGGCCGAGUGGUAAGUACGUUUCAAGGUGUCGCCUGUUCAGAGGUCCCGGGUUCGAAUCCCGGCAGCAAAUGUUUGUAUGAUGAAUAUGAGCAUUUGUACCCAAGUAUCAGUAUAAUAUGUAUUCUACCUGUUACCCUAGUAUCCCAUAAUCCAAGCCUUACAGUGCUUACUUCGAGGUUGGGCUAAUUGAUGGGAGUGUUAGAAAUUUAUUUAUUUUAUAUACAUUUCUAUUGUUUCAAAGUUCAUAAAGCUUGGCAAGUACAAAAAUGCUAAAAGUCACUUAUGCUGACAUUGUAUUGUAGGUAGCUUAGUUAUUAAACGCAGUGCAUAUUCAAAUGCUUUAAUUAAUGUUUGCAAUACGUUAGCUUGCUUGUGUGCAAUUAUAGUUGAUAGCCUGUAAGCUUGCUUGUGUGCAAUUAUAGUUUAUGUAGUAGAGGUUCCUUACGUUC
Chilo suppressalis (striped riceborer) is the source of this 7197-nucleotide messenger RNA. NCBI's taxonomy places the organism in Eukaryota, Metazoa, Arthropoda, Insecta, Lepidoptera, Crambidae. The record is from the annotation of a GenBank genome assembly.